UAUCACAUCUUCACCCAGGGAAUACUUUGGCUUCAUUAUCAUUGACUCAUGUUCAGUUUGAUCCUCAAGAUUCUAUAGCUUAUAUCUUUGCCUAUAUCACUCUUGCACCCAUCGCCAUCUUGGUCUUCUAUGCAUCAGUAGUGGUGUCACGUCGCGAAGUCGUUGGUCUUGUCAUGUUAUUUGGACAACUUUGUAAUGAAGUUGUCAAUGCUAUUCUCAAAGAAUACUUUCAAAUAGCUCGUCCUUCUGUGAAUCUAGGAACAGGAUACGGUAUGCCUUCAAGUCAUGCUCAAUUUGUAUGGUACUUUGCUACAUUUGGUAUCUUGUAUUUGAUGAAUCAUAUCAAAUUAAAGGAAUCAGCUUGGAAAAUCAUCACAUACUUGAUAAUCGUGUUUAUGGCUGUCAUGGUUUGUUUGUCAAGAAUUUACUUGGGUUAUCAUACUUCUGGUCAAGUGAUGAUAGGCAGCUUGGUUGGUCUAGUGUUUGGAUGGAUUUGGUAUUUGGCAACAGAAGCUGCUAGACGGAGAGGUUUGAUCAGUUGGUUAUUAGAUACAUCCACAGCACGAUGGCUUCUUUUACGAGAUAUGCGGGACAUUGACAAUGUAUUGGAAUGGGAAUAUGAAAACUGGAUCCAAUAUCAACAAAAUUUUUCCAACAAAAAGAAAAGCUAGUUAAUACAAUAUCAUAUUAGAGUAGACACAUAUUGUAAGACAAAAAGGAAUUUGACUUAUCAAUUAUAGAUAGAUAUCCAUAUUUUUUUUUUUUUGAAUAAUAAGAUGACUCCAUACAAAACACACCCAUAUAUUAUACGUUAUCUUUAGAAAUAUGUUUGUAGAAUUUAAUCCAUUCAUUCAUUAACUAUUUGUAUUCAUCUUUUGUUUUAUUGACUUGGUAUAUAAAUAAGAUCAUUAAACACAUACAAAAAAAAAAAGUAAAAAAAAAAAAAAAAAAUACACUAUAAUAUAUAAAUA
Halteromyces radiatus is the source of this 971-nucleotide messenger RNA. RefSeq names its product PAP2 superfamily-domain-containing protein. Gene Ontology annotation, biological process: protein N-linked glycosylation; lipid biosynthetic process. Gene Ontology annotation, molecular function: dolichyldiphosphatase activity. The transcript has 3 exons. Gene Ontology annotation, cellular component: intracellular membrane-bounded organelle; endoplasmic reticulum membrane. The record is from RefSeq and is a predicted model, not a curated record. The coding region runs from base 174 to 671 and encodes 165 amino acids. NCBI's taxonomy places the organism in Eukaryota, Fungi, Mucoromycota, Mucoromycetes, Mucorales, Cunninghamellaceae.